AUGGGCCAAGGAUCAAGUGGUGUUCAGUCAAAUCCUCUUGAGGAUUGUCUCAAAGUCGCCACAAGCCCCCUUGGAAGCUAUGCUUUCCAUGACAAACUGCUUUUCCAGUUGACGGAUGUCAAGCCAUACAACCUUGACUAUCCAGUCAACCCGAUUGCAGUCACAUACCCAGGAAGCACAAAGGAAGUCGCUCAGAUCAUCAAAUGCGCUACGACAUACGAUAAGAAAGUCCAGGCGCGCUCCGGCGGGCACUCGUAUGCCAAUUUUGCCCUUGGAGAUGGGGACGGUGCCAUUGUUAUCGAUAUGCAGAAGUUCAAGCAGUUCUCCAUGGAUACUUCUACUUGGCAAGCUACCAUCGGUCCUGGAACCCUGCUUGGCGAUGUCUCCAAGCGUCUACAUGAAAAUGGCAACCGUGUCAUCCCCCAUGGCACAUCCCCUCAAAUCGGGUUCGGUGGCCACGGGACGAUAGGUGGCCUAGGACCUCUUUCGCGCAUGUAUGGCUUGACCCUGGAUAGUAUUGAAGAAGUGGAAGCAGUCCUAGCCAAUGGUCAAAUCGUACGAGCUUCAAAGACACAAAAUGAAGACCUCUUCUUUGCCAUACGGGGAGCUGCAGCCAGCGUCGCAGUCGUCACCGAGUUCAAAGUACGCACCUAUCCUGAACCCAGCAGCUCAGUGUUGUACUCGUACACCUUACAGGGCGGCUCUGUUGCGUCUCGGGCCAAUGCGUUUAAGCAGUGGCAGAAACUUACAACUGAUCCCAGUGUUUCCAGGAAGUUUGCGAGCACGUUCGUAUUGAGCGAAGCUAUUACAGUCGUCACCGGUACAUUCUUCGGCACCCAGGCAGAGUUCGACAGCCUAGACAUUACCUCUCGUCUCCCAGCUGAUAUGAUAUCCAACAAUACCGAAGUGAAGAAUUGGCUCGGGGUUGUAGGUCAUUGGGGCGAAAGCUUGGCUUUGCGAGCUGGUGGAGGCAUCCCGGCUCAUUUCUACUCUAAAUCUCUGGGCUUUAAAAAAGACGAGAUAAUGGACGAUGCGACGGUCGACAAACUCUUCAAUUACAUCGACAAGGCGGAUAAAGGUGGUGCGGUGUGGUUCGUCAUCUGGGAUCUCGAGGGCGGUGCCAUCAGUGAUGUGCCUACGACUGAAACAUCUUACGGCCACCGUGACGCGAUUUUCUUUCAACAGUCAUAUGCUAUAAACCUACUGGGCAGGGUCAAGGACGAUACUCACGAGUUCCUCAAUCGCGUAAACAGCGUUAUCAUGGAAUCAAAUCCAGGUGGAUAUUGGGGUGCGUAUCCAGGCUACGUAGAUACUGCACUGGGUAACAGCAGCGCAAAGGCUUAUUGGGGAAUAAAUUCGGAAAGACUGCAAACUAUCAAGAGCUGGGUCGACGCGGGAGAUGUGUUCCACAACCCACAGAGUGUGCGGCCGAAAUAA
Pyrenophora tritici-repentis Pt-1C-BFP is the source of this 1437-nucleotide messenger RNA. RefSeq names its product GlcD, FAD-FMN-containing dehydrogenase. The record is from RefSeq and is a predicted model, not a curated record. Gene Ontology annotation, molecular function: oxidoreductase activity; FAD binding. Lineage: Eukaryota; Fungi; Ascomycota; Dothideomycetes; Pleosporales; Pleosporaceae.